AAUAUAACAACUUUAUUCCAUUAUUUUUCUUUCAUCUCAUCAAGAUUACUAAUAUUACUAGUUACAACUUUUUUCCGGCAACAUACAUGGCGGAAGGUGGUGGUUCCGGUGACGAUACAAUUAGAAGUAGCUGUCCACGUGGCCACUGGCGACCGGCCGAAGACGAAAGACUCCGGCAGCUUGUAGAACAAUAUGGUCCUCAAAAUUGGAACUCUAUAGCUGAAAAACUUCAAGGAAGAUCAGGGAAGAGUUGUAGAUUAAGAUGGUUUAACCAACUUGAUCCAAGAAUUAAUAGAAGACCAUUUAGUGAAGAUGAAGAAGAGAGACUUAUUGGUGCUCAUAGAAUACAUGGAAAUAAAUGGGCAUUAAUUUCAAGAUUAUUUCCAGGUAGAACUGAUAAUGCUGUGAAAAAUCAUUGGCAUGUUUUAAUGGCAAGAAAGCAAAGGGAACAAUCAAAGAUUUGUGGUAAAAGAAGUUUAUAUCAACAACAACAACAUGAUAAUUUUCUAAGUGAUUCUAAAUCAUCAUGUUAUGGUUUUCGACGAAGGAAUAGCAACAAUAAUAAUAAUACGAGAAUACAAGAAGGUAAUUAUGGCUCCAAAAUUAACUUUGAAUUUCAAAACCCUAAUAAAGAUAGGGUUUUCUCAAUGUCUACUACAUAUUCUUCUAGUUCACCUGAAUUUUGUGGAAGAAUUGGGAGUCAUUUGUUUAGAGAAACCUCAAUAGAUCAAAAAUCUUUAUGUCAAAAUAAUUUAAGCUUUUCAAGUCACGGAAGAGGAGGAGAUAAUAAUUGCAAAAGGAGUACGACUUUUCAGAAUCCUUUCAGUUAUGCUGAUAGAAAUGAAUAUGACGGUAUAACUGAAAGAGUUGUGAAUAUUAGCCAUAGUACAUUUUCCUUUGGGAAAAUUCUAAGGGAAAACAUUGAACAACAACAACAAAAUUAUGGAGAAGAAGCAAGGGAAAAGAAAGAUAUUCCCUUUAUAGAUUUUCUUGGUGUGGGGAUUUCUUCUUGAUUGUUUUUUCUUCUUUGGCUAAUUUUUUGUGUAAUGUUUAACAAUUCUUUUCAAUGUCUAAUUAUAAUAUAAGUAUUUUUUAUGCUUCCUAAAUCCUAGUUAUAAUUUCUUUAUCAUGCCAAAUAGUUGUUGUUAAUUCAAGUGAUAGCUUAGCCUAGGCUGUUUUUUUAACCUCUAAGGUGAAAAAAGUACUCUUAGGUUUUACUUAAUCAUCCUAAUUUCUUUUUAGGGACAUAGAUUUUGAACACUUGUAGCAUAAUAUAUGUAAUAAACUUUG
Solanum stenotomum is the source of this 1290-nucleotide messenger RNA. Its product is annotated as transcription factor MYB56-like. The record is from RefSeq and is a predicted model, not a curated record. Lineage: Eukaryota; Viridiplantae; Streptophyta; Magnoliopsida; Solanales; Solanaceae. Gene Ontology annotation, biological process: regulation of DNA-templated transcription. The coding region runs from base 87 to 1013 and encodes 308 amino acids. The transcript is spliced from 2 exons. Gene Ontology annotation, cellular component: nucleus. Gene Ontology annotation, molecular function: RNA polymerase II cis-regulatory region sequence-specific DNA binding; DNA-binding transcription factor activity, RNA polymerase II-specific.